This is a messenger RNA of Engraulis encrasicolus (European anchovy), 6776 nucleotides long. RefSeq names its product formin-like 3 (gene fmnl3). The transcript is spliced from 26 exons. The coding region runs from base 471 to 3641 and encodes 1056 amino acids. Lineage: Eukaryota; Metazoa; Chordata; Actinopteri; Clupeiformes; Engraulidae. The record is from RefSeq and is a predicted model, not a curated record. Gene Ontology annotation, biological process: cell migration; cortical actin cytoskeleton organization; regulation of cell shape. Gene Ontology annotation, cellular component: cytosol. Gene Ontology annotation, molecular function: actin filament binding; small GTPase binding.
ACUUUAGUUCUAAGUGGAUGCGAAGUUGAGUGCAACUCCGGGAUAUCAAAACAAUAAAUGAAUGGAGACCGGUGGUAGGUAGGACAGUUCUGUAAGAAAAUAUAGUUUUGAGGGUUGUCCAACUCAUACAAGUGGAUUAACAGCAAGAAAUGGAUUGGAUGGACAGCUCCGACUCGCUAAUGGAAAACAAACAAAUGGAUACUUCGUAGUCUUUGGACUAAUAGCUUUUUUAUUCAAUGGCUUAAACAGAUGCGAAACUCAACAAUUGAUAAAUUCAUCGAUAGCCUACUGUGCGCCUUUACUUUUCAGGCAGUGUGCAUGGUUCACUUCAGUCCAGCUUUUGUAUCCUGUCAUGUGAAGUGACAACAUCUGGAAUGUAAGACUGAUCAUUCUUCAAUUUGAGAAGGAUUUACAAACAGGGAAGACUUUGCAAUAGUUCUCUUGGACUGAACUGGCAUUUUUGUAGAACCAUGGGUAAUAUCGAGAGCGUGGAUGGGCAGUCGGAGAUGAAACAUCAUAUAAUGCCGUUGAAAGUCCCUAUGCCCGACCCGAUGGAGUUGGAGGAAAGAUUUGCCUUAGUUUUGAACUCUAUGAACUUGCCGCCCGACAAAGCCCGACUCCUCAGGCAGUACGACAACGAGAAAAAGUGGGACCUCAUCUGUGACCAAGAGCGCUUCCAGGUGAAAAAUCCGCCACACACGUACAUCCAGAAGCUGCGGGGCUUUCUGGACCCCGGAGUCACACGCAAGAAAUUCCGGAGGCGGGUUCAGGAGUCCACCAAGGUUCUGAGGGAACUGGAGAUAUCACUGAGGACCAACCACAUAGGGUGGGUAAGAGAGUUCCUGAACGAUGAGAAUCGAGGCCUGGACAUCCUGGUGCAGUACCUGUCCUUCGCACAGUGCGCUGUCAUGCUGGACUUCGAGGUCCUGGAGAACGGGGAAGACGGCUCCCUGGACAAGGCCAAGGCCUGGAACCAUAGAGGCUCCAUAGAGGACCUGCACCAGAACGGCACUCAGCCCUUCUGCAACACGCUGGUGCGCUCCGCUCGCCAGUCCGUCCUGCGCUAUGGCACGGUGACCAACAGCCGGACCAUCAAGAACUCCCGUCUGGUGAGCCAGAAGGAUGAUGUGCACGUCUGCAUCAUGUGCUUGCGAGCCAUCAUGAACUACCAGUAUGGUUUCAACCUAGUCAUGUCGCACCCCCACGCCGUCAACGAGAUUGCGCUAAGCCUUCACAAUAAGAGCUCCAGGACAAAGGCGUUGGUGCUGGAGCUCCUGGCUGCUGUGUGCCUGGUGAGAGGGGGGCAUGAGAUCAUCCUCUCCGCCUUCGACAACUUCAAAGAGGUGUGCAAGGAGAAGCAUCGAUUUGAAAAACUAAUGGAGUACUUCCAAAGCGACGAAGGAAACAUCGACUUCAUGGUGGCCUGUAUGCAGUUCAUCAACAUCGUGGUCCACUCGGUGGAGGACAUGAACUUCCGAGUCCACCUGCAGUAUGAGUUCACCAAACUGGGACUCGACGACUACUUGGAGAAAUCCAAGCACACAGAGAGUGACAAGCUGUCGGUGCAGAUCCAGGCCUAUCUGGAUAACGUGUUUGACGUGGGCGGGCUGCUGGAGGAUGCGGAGACCAAGAACGUGGCCCUGGAGAAGGUGGAGGAGCUGGAGGAUCACCUGUCACAUGUGACGGAGAAGCUGCUGGAGGUGGAGAAUGAGACUAUUAUGAAGGUGGCCGAGCUGGAGAAGACGCUGCUGCAGAAAGACAAGGACCUCCACGCCAUACGGGAGACGUAUGAGUCUGCGAGUACGCAGGUGCACACGCUGCGGCGCAUGAUCAACGAGAAGGAGGCGGCGUUCAAGCGGCAGGCCAACAUCGAGAAGCGCCUUCUAGAACUCGAGCAGCAGGGCUCCAUCCGCCUCCGCAAGCAGCCCGACGGAGACAUCUCCAUAGAGACGCUCAUCGCCGGGGGCAGCGGCCCGGGAGGGCCAGGAGGAGGGGGAGGAGGAGGAGGAGGAGGAGGAGGAAUCGGGGUCCCCCUCAGUGAGUUCUUCCCACCCGCGCCCCCUCCAGAGCUCCUGGCCGGUAGCUCGGCCUCCGCCGUGCCCAUGGUGGAGGCAGCACCACCCCCACCGCCUCCCCCGCCACCCCCACCACCUCCUCCACCACUACCAGGGCCCAACCUUCAUGUCCCUCCACCGCCUCCUCCUCUCCUGCUCGACGCCUCCCCAUCCAUGAUCCUCACCACGGGCCUAUCAGCGAUCAGAAUAAAGAAGCCAAUCAAGACCAAGUUCCGCCUCCCGGUCUUCAAUUGGACAGCGCUGAAGCCCAAUCAGAUCAAUGGCACCGUCUUCAACGAGAUCGAUGACGAACGAGUGCUUGAGGAGCUGGAUCUUGAGAGGUUUGAGGAUCUCUUCAAGACCAAAGCGCAGGGUCCCAUCGUGGACUUGACUGCCACCAAGAGCAAGGUGUCCCAGAAGACCCUGAACAAGGUGACACUCCUGGACGCCAACCGCUCCAAGAACCUGGCCAUCACGCUACGCAAAGCCAACAAGAGCACAGAGGAGAUCUGCAAAGCUAUCCAGAUCUUCGACCUGAAGGCCCUCCCGGUAGAUUUUGUGGAGUGCCUGAUGCGCUUCCUGCCGACGGACGCGGAGGUGAAGCUGCUGCGGCAGUACGAGCGCGAGCGGCGGCCGGUGGACCAGCUGGCGGAAGAAGACCGCUUCAUGCUGCACUUUAGCAAGAUCGAGAGACUCACGCAGCGCAUGAACAUCAUCACGUUCGUCGGCAACUUCGCUGAUAAUGUCAACAUGCUGAUGCCGCAACUCAACGCCGUGAUCGCAGCAUCAGCAUCAGUCAAGUCCUCGCCCAAACUCAAGAGGAUGCUUGAGAUCAUUCUAGCCUUGGGUAACUACAUGAACAGCAGCAAGAGAGGCUGUGUCUAUGGAUUCAAGCUCCAGAGUUUGGAUCUGCUGCUGGACACUAAGUCUACAGACAGGAAGAUGACCCUGCUGCACUACAUCGCCCUCAUCGUAAAGGAGAAGUACCCUGAGCUGGCUAACUUCUUCAACGAGAUGCACUUUGUGGACAAAGCCGCUGCAGUGUCCCUGGAGAAUGUCCUGCUAGACGUGCGGGAGCUGGGGAAGGGCAUGGACCUGAUCAGGAGAGAGUGCAGUCUGCAUGACCACGCCGUCCUCAAGAGCUUCCUGCAGACCAGCGACACGCAGCUCGACAAGCUGCAGAAGGACGCCAAGACAGCCGAGGAGGCGUAUAACAACGUUGUGCACUACUUUGGGGAGAGUCCCAAGACCACGCCCCCAUCUGUCUUCUUCCCCGUAUUCGUACGAUUCCUCAAGGCAUACAAGGAUGCGGUGACGGAUAAUGACCAGAGGAAGAAGCAGGAGCAGGCUCUACGAGAGAAGCUGGCAGCACAGGAGGCCAAAGAACAGAACCCCAAGGUCCAGGCCCAGAAGAAGCAGCGGCAGCAGCAGGAGCUGAUUGCGGAGCUGCGGCGCCGGCAGGCCAAGGACCACCGGCCCGUCUACGAGGGCAAGGAUGGCACCAUCGAGGACAUCAUCACAGACCUCCGAAGCCAGCCCUUCCUGCGAGCUGACGCGGUGAUCCGGAAUGGGUGGAAGCGACCUUAAGCACCCUAAAACCUCGUCUGCCCUCCUCUUCCUCCUCUCCGCCCCCAGAAACGGGUGGAAGAAUCCUAAACACCCUUGUCUGACCUCCUCCUCUCCACCCCUGAAAUGGGUGGAGGAACCCAAAAAUCGUAUCCUGGCAGCACCCUAAAACUCUCGUCUGCCCUCCUGUCCUCCCCUCUCUCAUCCUUCUCGACCUCCUCCGCAUCCUUCCUUUACCUCUGAAAGCUCCCGUGUGCACCCCACAACCCUUUCCGCCCCCAUCCCCAUCCCCAUCCCAAUCCCCAUCAGGAGCGGCCCCUUCCUCCCUGCAGAGUAUAUGAAGAAGACAGAAGCGUUGUGAUGAGGGGUUAAUCGCUUUGUUUGUAAGGGUUUUUUGGGGGUCAAUUUCUUUCAUUUUCAUUUUCAUUUUGGUUUGUUUGUUUGUUUCUUUUAUUUAUUUUCGGAUUAAGUUCCUGAACAGACUCUGCACUGGAGGCUCUCUUUCUCCUCAUCUGCCUACUAACGGACCAGCACACAAACAGACAAACAAGCAAAGCAACAAGCACACACGGAGAAUACUAGAGUACAGCUGGACAACCACCUCUUCCCUGCACACACACACACACACACACACACACACACACACACACACACACACACACACACACACACACACACACACACACACACACACACACACACACACACACACACACACACCCAAAUGAAACACACAAAAGUGUGUGUGUGAGUCUGACUUUGAGUUUGCUAACACAGGAAAGAGGAGCCUCAGUGCUGUGGGAACUACGUGAAUGGAGUACAUCUCACAUCCUGAACGCCCAAGAGGAAAUGCCCACAAAAACUCUUAGACAUUGUUUGUGUAUGUGUGCGCACGUUAGAGACUCUAUGUGUGUGUAUGUAUGUGUGUGUGUGUGUGUGUGUGUGUGUGUGUGUGUGUGUGUCUGUGUGUCUGUCUGUGUCUGUGUCUGAGACGACCCUGAAGUGCCUGUCAGCAAAAGUCCCGUUUCCACUGACAUGGAUUUCCUCAUAUUGUGCAAUCCAAACAGAACUGUGCCUCUCUCCGUGUACAGGACAGGACGGGAGGGUAGUAAAUUCACGUAUCACAGAGAGCUCAAUAGGCAGAGAAAAAACUGCUAACUGAAUGAAUUGCCAUAUUGGAAAGGGAUGUGUCUCUACAAGGAUCGUCAGGAAACAGCCGCCCAUAACAGUGGAUUCAAUACUGGUUUGUUGAAGGGGCUAAGCUAGUCAAACCAAACCUCCUUUUUUUAUUUUUUAUUAUUGUUGUUGUCCUUUUCUUUUAGCGACAAAAAGAAGUGCCUUGCAAUUGUGACAGUAUUAUUUCUUUAAAAAUAUGUCAUUGUUUUAACAGUCUUAAAGUACAAAAAAUAUUAUGUGCUUUGUAUAAUAACGAUGCUUAAAAGCGCUGUAUAUAUAUUAUGCAAGUCCGAAAGUUUGAGUAGAAUCUUAAAUUAGACAACAUGAUGUACAUUCCUGCUGUCCAUUGUGAGUCUUAAUCAAAGGGCAUAAUUACAGUAUCAAAUGUCUGCUUCUUGCAUGGUUUGAAAACAGAAAAGUCUUACAGUAUGCAAGUAAGUCUUACAGUAAGCAAAUGUCCAACGGGGACUGCACAAAACCUGAGGACAGAGGACUCAGCAGUCGCACACAUGUCCCCCUGUGAGAUAAACUCUAUGUCCUGUGGGUGUAUUCCAAGAAGAUAGGUCAACUUAAGCUGGAGGUAGAGGGAAAUCAGCUAAGAAAAGCCUGAGCCUGAUGUCCUCAUUUUUCAUAACUAUGACUCAUGCAGGCGAUCUAUUAGCAGAUUUCCGCUUUCUGUAGGUUAACUUAGCCAGGUUAUGUCAUUCAUGUAGCGGUCAUGUGUCCGCAUUCUUAGAAUAUGAGCACCCCACGCUCGCUCUCUCUCUCUCACACACGCAACACACACACACACACCUGAAAUUCUGUGCCUUGUUCCGCCCGUGCUGCUUCAUGUCCUGAUUCCCCCCCAGUCCCCCCCCCCCCCCACCCCAACCCUCAAUAUGAGGAUAACCCGCCUGAACUCCCACAGUUCAGUGGAUAAUCAAGAGUUAAAGGUGGCCGAAUGAAUUGGAACUGACAACGUUCUUUGUUUUGGUUUGUGUAUUCUUCAUCAGUUUAGAUUUACACACAAACAAGGGGGAACUGAUUGCAUGGCAUGUCAUGAUAUGCCCCAUGUUAUUCUGAUAAUUGAUUAAUGGAAGAACACAUUUUACAGACGUGUAGUAAUCAAUAAAACCAAGUUAUGACACGGCUAAUAUGGACAGCCUCCUCAGUAGAAGUGGACAGUAAUUAUGCUGGGGAUGGUUCCCAUGAAGCCUUUCUGACACAAUGUCUGUAAACUGCUAUCCAUUGUCCUUUUAUGUUGUCUUCUGCUGAGAAGUGGCAGAGCAUUAAGGUCAUUGUAUGGCUACAUCCAUUUUACUCUAUCGAAGGCUUUCUCCUGAUCAUAGGGCCAUUAAAGACUCUCUAGGUGAUUUAAAGCUGAUACAGGAACUUAAUGUUGACAAAAACAACCAGAAUGUAAGAAAUAUAUCAAUGUUCUCCCUGAAACAAACUUGUGUUCAUAUUUUGUGUCAAAAGGGACAUCACACUACUUGUAUUGAGUCAUUGUUUUUGAGGAAAUAUAAAUUAUGCAACACUACCCUAUUGGUAGGGAAUUCCUAGACCUGUAUCUUAUUUUUCAUGUAAAUUCAUAUCAGAAUUUGGAAAGACAUUUUUUAUUAUUUCUUGAAAGACAAAAAAAUUGAGCCUGAUUUGUGAUGCAUGUUAUCUUGGAGAUGACAAUAAAAUUUAACUGAACGCCUGAGCUGUAAAUGUCUUACUUUGCUGUGUAAUCAUAUGCUCUAAUCUUACUUUGAAGUGCAAUUUUGUCAAGAUGGUCAGAAAGCAACCAUCAGAGAUAAUAUAAAUACUUAAAGGGACACUGUGCAGGAAAUGGUCAAAAACGGUACUGCAACUAUGCUGCUCAUUGAAAAUGGGCUGAAUAUUGCCAAAUAAACAAAUAUUUCCUAGUGUGGUCCAAGUAGAGUCAUUUUUGCAGCUAAAAAUGGCUAUUUUUGGAAAUUCAAAAUGGCGGACCAUGGAGAAGAUCCCCCUUUU